Messenger RNA from Centruroides sculpturatus (bark scorpion), 1389 nucleotides. RefSeq lists its product as uncharacterized. NCBI's taxonomy places the organism in Eukaryota, Metazoa, Arthropoda, Arachnida, Scorpiones, Buthidae. The transcript is spliced from 9 exons. The record is from RefSeq and is a predicted model, not a curated record. Bases 181 to 1374 code for a protein of 397 amino acids. Gene Ontology annotation, biological process: positive regulation of transcription by RNA polymerase II; cytokine production.
CGUCCGUAUUUAUUUUUUUAAUACUUUACAAUUUAUUAAUUAAUAAAUGGCAUAAAAGAAAUAUGUAAUAAUUUUUAUCUACAUGAUGUCACAAGUGGGUACUUUUCUCGACGAAUGAGAAAAGAGACUGUUAGUCACGUGAUUCUAACGGCGGUUUCAGUUUUGAAUUGACGUUCGAGAAUGGAGAGAGUCGAUUCUCCCGAUGUUAUAUGCUUAUCGGACAGCGAAGAUGUAAUUGUGGUCCCAGAGAAGGUUUCCUCAAAACUUCCAGAAGUUUUGAUAACUCUCAAAUCUGAUAAUUCUUCCGAUGAAGAAAAUGUAAAUUUUUUGAGGAAAAGAGUAACUCGGCGAGGCUUAAAACUCGAUGAUUUUGUUUCAUUGAACCCCGAAUUGGAAGAAGAAUUGGAAAUGUCAAAAAUUUAUACUUCCAGAGUAGAUUCAUUCAGGAAACAAAGGAAUAAUUUUUAUGAAAAUUUACCUGCUUUCUUGUCUUCCGUUCCACAGAAUAAUGAUGAUGAUGAAGUAUUGGAUAAGGAAAGUGAAGAACACGAAAAUGUUAGCAAUGCUUGCAAAAGACUUUGUGUAAAUAAUGUAAAUAAUUCACCUGUAGUAGAAAGGAAAAGUCCCUCACCACCACCCCAAAUAACUGCUCUUCCAAUUAAUUUUUCAAAAAGGAAUAAUAGAAGAAAGACAAAUAAGAUACUAAGGAAAAGUCCCUCACCGCCACCCCAAAUAACUGCUCUUCCAAUUAAUUUUUCAAAAAGGAAUAAUAGAAGAAAGACAAAUAAGAUACUAAGGAAAAGUCCCUCACCGCCACCCCAAAUAACUGCUCUUCCAAUUAAUUUUUCAAAAAGGAAUAAUAGAAGAAAGACAAAUAAGAUACUAAGUGAAAUGGAAAAUAGUAAACGUAUCUAUAAUGCUAUCAGAAAGAUUGAUGAUUUCGAAAAAUCUCAGUCAUUGAAUUCUGAUUUAUUAGACAUAAACUACCAAAGAACAUUAAUGGUAAAAUUUAGAUGGCAAGGUACAAUUCUAAGAAUACCUAUGAAAAUGACACAAAAAUUUGCAACCAUUUUACCCGAAUUAGCAGAAAAAUGCAAAGUCGACAUUUCUGAUAUUUUUCUCGUCAUAAAUGAAGAAAGUAUUAAAGCCGAAGAUUCUCCCGACUCACACGGUUUAACUUCGGCCGACAUAAUAGAAUGUUAUGUUAUCAAAUCGUCAAAUUUAGCAAAUGAUGAAAAUGAAGUUAAUUUGAAAGUUCAAGCUAGCGACAGUAAAAAGAAAAUUACUAUCUCGAUAAAUAAGGUAUUUUUCAUUUUUCAAAAUAAUGUAUUUGUUAUGAUAGUUACCAUGAGUGUAAACAAUAUGAAAAAGUAAGAGAUAACAAUUUAC